Messenger RNA from Saccharomyces paradoxus, 1767 nucleotides. It is a transcript of the gene RTG2, whose product is annotated as Rtg2p. The transcript has a single exon. The coding region runs from base 1 to 1767 and encodes 588 amino acids. Lineage: Eukaryota; Fungi; Ascomycota; Saccharomycetes; Saccharomycetales; Saccharomycetaceae. Gene Ontology annotation, biological process: regulation of transcription by RNA polymerase II. The record is from RefSeq and is a predicted model, not a curated record.
AUGUCAACACUUAGUGAUAGUGAUACCGAGACUGAAGUCGUUUCGAGGAACUUAUGCGGAAUCGUCGACAUAGGUUCCAAUGGUAUUCGUUUUAGUAUAUCUUCCAAGGCCGCGCAUCAUGCAAGAAUCAUGCCUUGUGUUUUCAAAGAUAGGGUUGGUCUUUCUCUAUACGAAGUUCAAUAUAACACACAUACGAACGCGAAAUGCCCGAUCCCUAGAGAUAUUAUAAAAGAGGUUUGUUCUGCCAUGAAGAGAUUCAAAUUAAUUUGCGAUGAUUUUGGUGUACCUGAAACUAGUGUUAGAGUAAUCGCGACAGAAGCUACCCGAGAUGCUAUCAACGCAGAUGAGUUUGUUAAUGCUGUUCACGGUAGUACUGGCUGGAAAGUGGAAAUCUUAGGCCAAGAAGACGAAACUAAAGUCGGCAUAUAUGGUGUUGUUUCCUCAUUCAACACAGUAAGAGGUUUAUACCUAGAUGUGGCUGGUGGUAGCACUCAAUUGUCAUGGGUGAUAAGCUGCAAUGGAGAAGUCAAACAAUCAAGCAAACCUGUAUCUUUACCAUAUGGAGCUGGAACUCUUUUGAGAAGAAUGAGAACAGAUGAUAAUAGGGCACUUUUUUAUGAGAUUAAAGAAGCAUACAAAGAUGCGAUUGAAAAAAUUGGUAUCCCUCAAGAAAUGAUUGAUGACGCUAGGAAAGAAGGUGGAUUUGACCUUUGGACGCGUGGGGGUGGUUUAAGAGGUAUGGGGCAUCUACUUCUUUACCAGUCAGAGGGUUAUCCCAUCCAAACCAUAAUUAAUGGAUAUGCUUGCACUUAUGAAGAAUUCUCGUCUAUGUCAGAUUAUCUAUUUUUAAAACAAAAAAUACCAGGUUCUUCCAAAGAUCACAAAAUAUUCAAGGUUUCCGAUAGAAGGGCUUUACAACUCCCUGCCGUUGGUUUAUUCAUGAGUGCUGUUUUUGAAGCAAUCCCUCAGAUUAAAGUUGUACAUUUUAGUGAAGGUGGUGUUCGAGAGGGUUCGCUUUAUUCCCUUCUUCCAAAAGAAAUUCGUGCACAAGAUCCAUUGCUAAUUGCGUCCCGUCCUUAUGCUCCACUACUUACUGAAAAAUAUUUAUACCUGUUGAGAACAUCAAUUCCACAAGAAGAUAUACCAAAAAUAGUAAAUGAAAGGAUUGCACCCGCUUUAUGCAACUUAGCAUUUGUUCAUGCCUCUUAUCCGAAAGAGCUACAACCAACAGCUGCAUUACAUGUUGCCACAAGAGGAAUAAUAGCCGGCUGCCAUGGAUUAUCUCACAGAGCUAGAGCGCUGAUAGGAAUUGCUCUAUGUGGUAGAUGGGGUGGCAAUAUACCGGAAUCUGAAGAAAAAUACUCUCAAGAAUUAGAACAAGUAGUUUUACGCGAAGGUGAUAAAGACGAAGCACUGAGAAUUGUAUGGUGGACGAAGUAUAUUGGUACAAUUAUGUAUGUGAUCUGCGGUGUUCAUCCAGGUGGUAAUAUCAGAGAUAACGUAUUUGAUUUCCAUGUCUCUAGACGUAGUGAAGUGGAAACUAGUUUGAAGGAAUUGUUCAUUGAUGAUGCAACUGCUUCAAAGGUAAAAGAAGAAUCUACGCGUAAAAACCGCGGAUACGAAGUAGUCGUGAGAAUUAGUAAGGACGAUCUUAAAACAAGUGCUUCCGUUCGUUCCAGAAUCAUCACUUUACAAAAGAAAGUACGCAAAUUAUCUAGAGGAAGUAUAGAGAGGGUCAAAAUUGGCGUGCAAUUUUAUGAAGAAUGA